GUCAGCAUUUUCCAAAAGUUAUUUAAUAUUUGCCUUGAAGAUCUUGAAGAUUUCUCUGCAAGAGAAGUUACAGUUAAAGAAGAAAAUCUGAAGCUAAAACCAGAAAAUCAAGUUCUUGAACAAUAUAUAGAAAACCUCAUGUAUGCUUCUAGUGUUUCUCAAACAAGUGACACAAAAAGA
Messenger RNA from Marmota monax (woodchuck), 180 nucleotides. Its product is annotated as short coiled-coil protein B-like. The record is from RefSeq and is a predicted model, not a curated record. The transcript is spliced from 2 exons. Gene Ontology annotation, cellular component: trans-Golgi network. The annotation marks the transcript as partial. Lineage: Eukaryota; Metazoa; Chordata; Mammalia; Rodentia; Sciuridae.